AACCAAGUGAAGUGAACAAAAUCCACUCGAAAUUGGAGGGUAAUCAGCUUCAAUUCUCAUUUCCAUUUUGCCCUAAAACCCUAAUAAAAAAGAAAAUAAAAAUAAUAUCGGAAAACCAAAGAAACAAAAAUGGCCAUGCUUCAUCCCCUCACAAACCCAAACGAGCUUCUCUGCUCUUCUAUCUACCACAAUGCAAUUGCUCUCACUACCUCUGUUUCUCUCAACCCCAGAACAACAAGAAUUGCCCCACAACGCCUCACUCGCCGUUACGUGUCGGUGAGAUGUUCCUACGCUUAUGAAGAUAACGCUAGGAUUAAGGUUGUCGGAAUCGGUGGUGGUGGCAACAAUGCCGUUAAUCGCAUGAUCGGUAGUGGUUUGCAGGGUGUAGACUUCUAUGCAAUAAAUACUGAUGCUCAAGCACUGUUACAUUCUGCUGCUGAGAACCCUAUAAAAAUUGGAGAAGUUCUCACUCGUGGAUUAGGUACUGGUGGGAAUCCACUUUUGGGGGAACAAGCUGCGGAGGAGUCAAGAGAAGCUAUUGCUGAUGCUCUUAAAGGAUCAGAUUUGGUGUUCAUAACAGCUGGGAUGGGUGGUGGAACAGGGUCUGGUGCUGCCCCAGUUGUGGCCCAAAUAUCUAAAGAGACAGGUUACUUGACUGUCGGUGUUGUUACCUAUCCCUUCAGUUUCGAAGGACGUAAAAGAUCCCUGCAGGCCUAUGAAGCCAUUGAAAAGCUGCAGAAAAAUGUCGAUACACUUAUAGUGAUUCCAAAUGACCGUCUGCUUGACAUAGCUGAUGAGCAGAUGCCUCUUCAGGAUGCUUUCCGUCUUGCAGAUGAUGUUCUACGCCAAGGAGUACAGGGAAUAUCAGACAUCAUAACAAUACCUGGGCUUGUCAAUGUGGAUUUUGCUGAUGUAAAAGCUGUGAUGAAAGACUCUGGGACUGCAAUGCUUGGAGUUGGUGUGUCCUCCGGUAAAAACCGGGCAGAAGAAGCAGCAGAACAGGCUACUUUGGCUCCUUUAAUUGGAUCAUCUAUUCAGUCAGCUACUGGGGUAGUGUAUAAUAUUACUGGAGGAAGAGACAUAACCCUGCAGGAAGUGAAUCGGGUUUCUCAGGUGGUGACUAGUUUGGCUGAUCCUUCUGCUAAUAUUAUAUUUGGGGCCGUUGUUGAUGAUCGCUACACGGGUGAGAUUCAUGUGACUAUCAUUGCAACUGGUUUCUCAGAGUCUUUUCAGAAGAAAUUGCUAACAGAUCCAAGGGCUGCAAAGCUGCUUGACAAAGUGGCUGAGGGCCAACAGAGCAAGGCAGUGCCUCCUCCUCUCAAGUCCUCAAAUUCAUCUUCCACUGUUCAAUCUAGAGCAUCCCCGCGAAGGCUCUUUUUUUAGUUGCAUAGUGCUUCUAUCCUUUUCUUUUUUCUAACUACUAUUUUAUUGUAGUCAUUCAGCGGUGUAAUGAAUGAUUUUGAAGCUUAAUUAAUUUGCUAUCAUUCUCUUGAUGUUCUCUCCCCUUCAAUAUGCACUGUUAUCAAGUUCUUUUAUCAUUUUUCUACUUAUUAAUAUCGUAGUCAUUCAGCUGUGUAAUGAAUGAUCUUGAAGCUUAAUUGAUUUAUCGAGAUAUCAUUCUUUUGAUGUU
Molecule: messenger RNA, 1630 nt
Organism: Abrus precatorius (Indian licorice)
Lineage: Eukaryota; Viridiplantae; Streptophyta; Magnoliopsida; Fabales; Fabaceae
Product: cell division protein FtsZ homolog 1, chloroplastic-like
Exons: 6
Coding region: 130-1383 (417 amino acids)
Biological process (GO): microtubule-based process; chloroplast fission; cell division
Cellular component (GO): cytoplasm; chloroplast; cell division site
Molecular function (GO): GTPase activity; GTP binding
Source: RefSeq, a predicted model, not a curated record